Molecule: messenger RNA, 2916 nt
Organism: Momordica charantia (bitter melon)
Lineage: Eukaryota; Viridiplantae; Streptophyta; Magnoliopsida; Cucurbitales; Cucurbitaceae
Gene: MRLK
Product: meristematic receptor-like kinase
Biological process (GO): protein phosphorylation
Molecular function (GO): ATP binding; protein binding; protein kinase activity
Source: RefSeq, a predicted model, not a curated record
GAGACAAGCAAAACCCACCUCUUGGUCUUGGCUUCUUCUCAAUUCUCUCUACAAAACCCCUCUCUCUACCAACCCACUCUCUCCGGUCCCCUGUUUCUCACUCCUUUUUCAAGCUUCUUCCUUUGCGGUUCUUUAGCCUUUUCCAUGGAUGAAAAUGAAACCCCAUUAGAUUCCAACUCCUGUUGGAAGCUCCCACUGCCAGAUUUUGGGGUUUUGUUGAAGGGGCUCUGUCUUUCAGGCCAGAAGAGCAAAACCCAUGUCUCUGUUUUGUGGUUUUUGGUGAUUUUGGUGUCCAUUGGAGCAGUUUUGGGCCAGGAUUGGGAUGGCGUGGUUGUCACACAGGCUGAUUUCCAAUCUCUUGAGGCGUUUAAGCAGGAACUUGAUGAUCCAAAAGGGUUCCUGAAGAGCUGGAACGACAGUGGAUUUGGGGCUUGUUCUGGUGGAUGGGCUGGGAUCAAGUGUGCUAAGGGACAGGUUAUUGUGAUACAGCUUCCAUGGAAGGGGUUGGGAGGAAGAAUCACUGACAAAAUUGGGCAGCUUCAGGCCCUUAGAAAACUCAGCUUACAUGACAACUUCAUUGGUGGAUCAAUCCCUUCCUCAUUGGGGCUUCUCCCAAAUCUCAGAGGGGUUCAGUUGUUCAACAAUCGGCUUUCGGGGUCGGUCCCGGCGUCGUUGGGGCUUUGUCCUUUGCUUCAAACUCUUCACAUUAGUAACAAUUUGCUCACCGGAACAAUCCCUCCUAGUUUGGCUAACUCCACCAAGCUCUAUUGGCUUAACUUGAGCUUCAACUCGCUUUCGGGUCCGAUCCCACCAAGUCUCGCCCGAUCGGUGUCCCUUACUUUCCUUGCUCUUCAACACAACAAUCUCUCUGGCAGCAUUCCGGACUCUUGGGGCGGCGGCGCCACCGAGCAAAACCGGGUGUUUCAGCUCAAGUCUCUGGCUCUUGAUGGCAACCUCCUCUCAGGUACCAUACCAACUUCUUUAAGCAAGUUGAGUGAGCUUCAAGUGGUUUCCCUUAGCCACAAUAGGUUGAAUGGUGGCAUUCCAGAAGAAAUUAGUAGGCUUUCUCUGCUCAGAACUUUGGAUGUUUCUAACAAUUUUCUUAAUGGGAGUAUCCCCCAAAGUUUUGAUAGAUUGAGGAAUCUCUCUGUUCUAAAUUUGAGUAGAAACAGAUUCAAUGGUGAAAUUCCUGAAACUUUGGGGAACAUUUCAACACUUACACAACUUGAUUUAUCUCAGAACAAUCUAAGUGGAGAAAUACCAGCUUCUCUUGCUGACUUGAAAGGUCUUCAAUCCUUAAAUGUCUCCUACAAUAAUCUAUCGGGUUCGGUUCCUUCGGCGCUCUCUGAAAAAUUCGAUGCAAGUUCCUUUGUUGGGAAUAUUCAGCUCUGUGGGUUCAGUGGUUCGACUCCGUGCCCAGCCCCGGCCCCUUCUCAAGAAGUUCCUGCUCCUCCACCGGAAGGUUCGACAUCCCGUCAUCGGAAGUUGAGUACUAAAGAUAUAAUACUCAUAGCAGCAGGAGCCCUCCUUCUAGUCUUGAUUAUAGUUUUCUUUGUACUGCUCUGCUGCUUGAUAAGAAAAAGGGCUGCUUCAAAAGGGAAGGAUGGUGAUGAGGCUGCAGCAGCAGCCGGGGCUGCAAGGGCCGAGAAGGGUGUUCCUCCGACUAGCAGUGAAGUCGAAGCAGCGGGAGGAGAUGCUGGAGGGAAGCUCGUGCAUUUCGACGGGCAAACGGUCUUCACAGCAGAUGAUCUUCUGUGUGCAACAGCAGAGAUUAUGGGGAAAAGUACUUAUGGGACAGUCUAUAAGGCCACAUUGGAGGAUGGAAAUCAAGUUGCAGUGAAGAGAUUGCGAGAGAAGAUCACAAAAAGCCAGAAGGAAUUUGAAGCAGAGGUCAACAUACUUGGCAAAAUCAGGCAUCCAAAUCUUCUAGCUUUGAGAGCUUAUUACUUGGGACCCAAAGGAGAAAAGCUUCUCGUUUUCGAUUACAUGUCGAACGGGAGUCUCGCAGCGUUCCUCCAUGCUCGGGGACCAGACACGUCCAUCGACUGGCCAACGAGGAUGAAGAUCGCUCAGGGUAUGACCCGUGGCCUCUAUCAUCUUCACGCACACGAGAACAGCAUCCAUGGAAACCUAACAUCCAGCAACAUUCUACUUGAUGAGCAUAUAAAUGCUAAGAUUGCAGACUUUGGCCUAUCAAGGUUGAUGACUGCUGCUGCAAGCUCGAAUGUGAUCGCAACUGCAGGGGCACUCGGGUACCGAGCGCCAGAGCUCUCGAAGCUGAAGAAAGCCAACACGAAAACGGACAUAUACAGCCUUGGAGUGAUCAUAUUGGAACUCCUGACUGGGAAGUCUCCCGGUGAAGCCAUGAACGGAGUCGACUUGCCGCAAUGGGUUGCAUCAAUCGUCAAAGAGGAGUGGACCAAUGAAGUCUUCGAUUUGGAGUUGAUGAGGGACGCAUCUACCAUUGGAGACGAGUUGCUGAACACUCUGAAACUUGCUUUGCAUUGCGUCGAUCCUUCGCCAUCGGCGAGACCGGAAGUUCAACAAGUGCUGCAGCAACUGGAGGAGAUUAGGCCAGAGACUGCCGCUGCCAGUUCUGGAGAUGAUGGAGUAGGAGGAGGAGCCCCUUCAACAAGUGAAUGAAAAGCGCUUUCUCCAAAUAGGCAGUAGGAAUAGAGACAAUUCUGUGAUUCUUUUAAUUCUUUUAAGAGUGCUUUUGUUGUCUUAGAUUUGAUAUAAUUUGGUUGGCCUCUUAAGCAAAAACACCAUAUAUUUUUGUUUUAAGGCCAACUUCUUGCUACUUUGACAAGUAAAAUGACUAGAAUUCUAGUUUCUCCAAAUUUGCAAGUACUGGUUGAAUAACUGAACCCUGUAAAUUUUGGCAAUCAGAUUUAGAAAUAAAAUUCUUCCUCCCCA